This is a messenger RNA of Photinus pyralis (common eastern firefly), 1680 nucleotides long. Its product is annotated as G2/M phase-specific E3 ubiquitin-protein ligase-like. The transcript is spliced from 3 exons. Bases 615 to 1604 code for a protein of 329 amino acids. Gene Ontology annotation, molecular function: ubiquitin-protein transferase activity. The record is from RefSeq and is a predicted model, not a curated record. Lineage: Eukaryota; Metazoa; Arthropoda; Insecta; Coleoptera; Lampyridae.
GCAUCUCCUCCGGCUAAACGGACUAGGAUACGCAGGACUGCUUUAUCAAUUACCGGAAAUGGAAUUUUGUCAGAUGAUGAGAAUUCAUCAGAUCAGAUUAAUGAUGUAUCUAGAUCGCUUCCGAAUGAGGUAGAUGCCGAAUUCAUCUGCAAUCGGACAAUAAAUGAAGACUUUACACCGUUUCUGGGCUUAGGGACAAAUGAUGACUAUGCCGUGGAUCUAAUGUAUUUUUCACAUUAUUUUGUUAUUAUUGUAUCUUCUCAUUUUUUCAGUGCCCCGCAACCACAGUUAGGAGCAAAGAGGAUAACAGUACGGACCUAAGCGUAAACAGUAAUGACUGGAAUAAUUAUCCUUACUGGCAUCAAUCAUAUGAAGUUGUAACGCAAACAGUAACAUCCGAACAACAAAUUCCUAAACAAGAUCUAACUUUAUUAGUAAACUCAAUCCUUGACUGUUGUGAGACUCAGCCGUUACCAAACAUCACCAAUACACACAUUUGUGAACCUCAAACGAUUUCUUCACUUUUGAAGCACUUACAAAAAAACAUCAACACGCAGAAAACAUCACAGUUCAACAUAUACAGAGAAGAUGUGUUUGGAUGUUGCGUCCGAGCAAUGAGAAGAACCGGAUUUGAUCCAUUUAGUAAAAUUUCAGUGAAGUUUAGUGAUGCUGAGGGUACAAGCGAAGGUGCAGUUGAUGAAGGAGGUCCUUGCAGAGAAAUGUUCAGAUUAUCUCUGAACUGGCUGAAAGACAGCGGUAUGUUCUGUGGUGCCCAUAAGAAAAAUUUGAAUCUUUGUGGGAAUGCUUUGCACAAAAACAUGUAUUUCGAAGCGGGUCGAUUAAUUGCUUUAUCCCUGAUUCAUGGAGGGCCGGGCCUCAUUUUUUUUUCUGAGACACUAUUCUCGCUAUUAUGCGACCAAAUUGCAGUCCCAACACUUGAUGAUAUCGAUCGAGAUGUAAGAGAAACGAUUAUGCAAUUUCAAAAUGCCAACGAGUUAGAAGAACUACGAACAAUAAUAGGAAAUAGCGAUGUUUUUUCUCUGUCGGGAUUCCCAAUUAUUGUGCAAGCAGAAGAGCAAGAAAAAAUUGUCCAAGGGACGCUACGAUUUUUUGCUGUGGAUAGAAUAAGAGAACCACUGCGGCAAUUAAUUGCAGGGUUGAAUACAUGCGGUCUAUAUGACAAGCUUGUGCAAUAUCCCAGUAUAUUCAAAGACAUAUUUUGUUCUGAAAUCACACUAUCUUCAAAAGUAAUUGAAGAACUAUUCCUGAUUGUCUAUACCGAACCUGGAACUAACACCCGUAGUAAAGAAAAUCGUGUGAUUUCUUAUUUUAGGGAUUAUGUAUUGGAUUUGGAAUGCGACCCGACAAAUAUUGUCACUCUUCCCGAUCUUUUAGUCUUUGCAACAGGGUCUGAUUGCCUUCCGCCUUUAGGAUUUCCUUUAAGGCCAGAGAUCAUGUUUUUGCAUGAAAAGAAUUCGCGAUUUCCGAUAGCAAAUACUUGCAGUCUUCAAUUAAAACUGCCAGUGGUACAUACCAGUUAUGAGGACUUCAAAACCGAUAUGGAUUUUGCCAUGGGUAAUGCUAAAGAAUUCGGGUUCGCGUAAUAAGUACUUGUUUUAUUUUACGUUAAUCUUAUUGAAUUUGGAUAAUAUAAUAUUUGUUUUGUUAAAGUUUAUGUAU